This is a messenger RNA of Chara braunii, 2215 nucleotides long. The record is from the annotation of a GenBank genome assembly. Lineage: Eukaryota; Viridiplantae; Streptophyta; Charophyceae; Charales; Characeae.
GGCCGCCACUUGAAUUGCGUGCUCAAAUUGGUGGCUUAUCAUUGGCUGGGCAAUUUCCCACUGAUUCUCCUCUCCUACCCUACUUGGACGUGGAUGGGAAUGAAAACGAGCCUUCCUCUUCCUCCAUGGAAGACGGUUGCUUUGCAGAUUGUUUUUUUCUUUGUCAUUGAGGAUUUUAUCUUCUAUUGGGGACAUCGAGCCCUUCACACGAAGUUCCUGUAUCAGCAUGUGCACCGGGUACACCAUGAGUAUGCAGCUCCCUUUGGCCUGGCGUCGCAGUAUGCACAUCCGUUCGAGAUCAUCUUCUUGGGUGUCGCUACGGCUGCCGGUCCUGCCCUCAUAGGACCACAUAUAUUUACACUGUGGCUAUGGAUGUGUCUGCGUAUACUGGAGGCUAUGGAUGUGCAUAGCGGUUACGACUUCCCUUGGAGCUUGAGCAAGGUGUUCCCCUUGUAUGCAGGGUCUCAUCAUCAUGACUACCAUCAUCGGCUUUUAUACACCAAAUCGGGAAAUUACGGUUCUACCUUUACCUACAUGGACUGGCUGUUUGGUACAGACACUGGGUAUCGGAAGUUGAAGGCCCUGGAGAAGGAGAAAGGAGCUCAUGCCACUGCAGAUAAAAAGGCUACAUAGAGACCAAGGAGGCGGGUCGUAUCUUGUGUCGGCAAACAGUGAGGGGAUCUUUCUCCAUUGCAGCUCAUACAGCUGUGUGUAUGUGGUUGUGUGUGUGUGUGUGUCCUGACAUGUGUGUUUGCAUGUGUGCAUGUCUGCUUCCAUGCGUGUGUGUGUGCAUUGGCAUACAGCUGUUAUCGUGUUCUCUAUACACAACUCCACAAAAAACCACCUCACUGCUCUCUCUGACGGUCGGUUACCUGGCUCCUUUGCAUGUGUGUGCGUGUGGUUCCGGCUUUUCUUUCUCUCAAUCUCCCUCCCACACACGCCAUGGCCCGUCAAAGAUACAAAGGAGUCGUAGUUGUCUUUCACACUCCCCAUGUCUGUGGGGCUUAGUGGUGUGAUGGGUAGAGAGACUUGGCGCGGUGUUUGAUAGACAAGCUUCCAGUUUCGGAAGAAGCUUUCCUGUUUAGGAAGCUUGGUGCUGGCUGGGUUCAUGCGCAUGACGGUCGCCCUUGUGUAAACCAUACAGGGGUUAACUCAACUGUUCUGCCCAUAGCUGUAUAUGUAACACAACUGCUCUGCCCAUAGCUCUCCAUAGGUGAGUCUACUGUUCUGCCCUAGCCGUAUAGGUGACUUGACUGUUCUGACAUAGCUAUGCAGGUGACCCCACUGUUCUGCCAUGUAUAGGUGUGAUGCUGUGUAGCAACACCUAAAACCCCCUGUGAAAGGGGGAAGGAAGGGGGGCUGGGAAAAUAUAUUAUCCAGCCCGUGUGGAUGAAUGAUAUGCACACAUGUAACUGAUGAUGAACAAGGUCUGACGGAAUCAGACGGAUACAAAAACGUAUGGGACUACCUUACCCCCUUCAUCUCAUCAUUUUGUUAAAGAAAAAAAGGGGAAGAGGGCAUACCCGGCGUAGGCUGCUAGAGUUGUUCGAAAGAUUGCAUUGGUAUACCCAGCGUAGGCUGCUAGUUCCAAAAAAUUGCACCCCAAAAGGAGGAGCUGCAAGCGGUUUUAGACUUGUAGGCUUUUAGCUAUUGUGCCAUUGAUUCCAGGAGACCAACUACCUGACGGGGUUAAUUCGUUUGUGUGUGUGUGUGUGUGUGUGUGUGUGUGUGUGUGUGUGUGUGUGUGUGUGUGUGUGUGUGUGUACACGUGUAGGGGGGGCGGGGGUUUGUAUGUUUGUCAUGUAGGGAAGGUGAGAGGUAGGGUUUUAUUUUACAGUUAUUCAUGCAAUGAUUAUUCAUGCGAUGUUGCUUGCUGUACCUUGUGGUUUCCGACGGACCAGCUAUAGACUACGCACGCACGAGAUUAUGCAUUCUAUACAAGCACGAGAUUAGGUAGAGUACAAAUAUCUCAAGGAUAGAAUGGCUGCAUUACUUGGUUUCUUUCUUUUUAGUUUUUUUAACUUUUUUGUAAUUAUUGAUGAUGUUCAGUACCCAGGCGUGAGAGAAGAAGCUGAACAGAGUCUUGACAUUGGAAGGAGAAGGGAAGACAUUCUUCUCAGUGUUUUCACUUACAUUAAAAAAAAAAAAAAAAAAAAAAAAAAGUAUGAUAUGUAAAUGCGGUUUACCACACAAUGAACAAAGAGUUCCGUCAAUC